This is a messenger RNA of Pelodiscus sinensis (Chinese soft-shelled turtle), 8193 nucleotides long. The record is from RefSeq and is a predicted model, not a curated record. Lineage: Eukaryota; Metazoa; Chordata; Testudines; Trionychidae.
UCUAAUUGCUGGCGCAGGGACUUUCCUGCUUGCUGCAGGUAGCCGCGGGGCAAAGGGCGCAGCGUAGCUCGCUCUGGUGCACUGGGCUGCGAGUUGCAUGGCCUCUCGCGCGCUCCCGGGACCCUGUAAUGCGCACAAGGUCCCCGGCUCGCCGCUGGCAAUGCUGCAGCGAGGUUCGUGAGCUUCCUUUGGCACCUUCCCUCCCCCUCUGAGCGCGCCGAGCAACCUGCUGCCGCCGAGUUUGUUUGGAGCGGGAGAGUCUCUCCCGGGCGCGGCAGCCUGCUGGCGGAGUGACUGGCGAGCCCCUACAGCCGGGGGGCUCUCAUCCCUGGCUGGACAGCCUUAGAAACAGGGGAAGCGGCCCUGCACACCGUGUGCCCCCCGGAGAAAGGGAGAUGGAUUUCGCAUUGUUUCUCUGCUGAGCAGCUCCAGCCGGGCGCUGGGGCCGCGGGACAUGGGCUCUUCGCCUUUGUCUCCCGAGUGAGCGAGCCCUUCCCACGCUGCCUUUGUGAGCCGAGCCCCGGCCGGGAACAUGGAUGUGACCAUUUCCGAGCUCCUGGAGCUCUUCCUGCAGAGCCCUUUGGUGACCUGGGUGAAGACAUUUGGACCAUUAGGGAAUGAAAAUGAAGACACAUUGUCUAUGUAUAUGGAUCUGGUAGAUGGCGUCUUUCUGAACAAAAUCAUGUUGCAAAUAGAUCCACGUCCGACAAACCAGCGUGUCAACAAGCACGUCAAUAAUGAUGUCAUUCUCCGAAUCCAAAAUCUGACCAUCCUAGUCAGAAACAUCAAGAUUUAUUAUCAGGAAGUCCUCCAGCAGCUGAUCGUAAUGCAUUUACCAAAUGUUUUAAUGAUUGGCAAAGAUCCUCUUUCCGGUAAAAGUAUGGAUGAAAUUAAGAAGAUGUUGCUGUUGGUGUUGGGCUGUGCUGUACAGUGUGAAAGAAAGGAAGAGUUUAUUGAAAGAAUAAAACAACUGGAUAUUGAGACCCAAGCUGCAAUUGUUUCACACAUUCAGGAAGUGACUCAUAACCAGGAGAAUGUGUUUGACUUGCAGUGGCUGGAGCUCCCAGAUAUGGCCCCUGAAGAACUGGAGUCUCUCUCAAGGAAUAUGGUUUUUCAUCUCAAGAGGCUUAUUGAUGAGAGAGAUGAGUGCACAGAACUGAUUGUGGAUCUCACUCAGGAGAGAGAUUAUCUUCAGUCUCAGCAGCCAUCAAGUCCUCAGAAAACAUCUAGUCCAGAUUCUUCACCAAACCUAGCCAAUCAACUCUCCAGUGAAGACAAGCAGCACCUGGGUGUUGAGCUGGCAGACAUGAGAGCGAAACUGAGAAGGGUGCGACAGGAAUUGGAAGAAAAGUCUGAGCAACUUGUGGACACCAAGCAUGAAGCAGAACAGCUUGUGCUAGAGCUGCAGAAAAUAAAACAAGAAAACAUCCACCUGGCAGCUGAUGCACGCUCUGCCCGAGCAUAUAGAGAUGAACUGGACUCACUGAGAGAAAGAGCAAACCGAGUCGAGAGACUUGAGAUGGAAUUGGUCCGGUGUAAAGAGAAACUGCAUGAUGUGGAUUUCUAUAAAGCUCGUAUGGAGGAAUUGAGAGAAGACAAUAUCAUACUAAUUGAAACAAAGGCCAUGCUAGAAGAACAGUUAACGGUAGCAAGAGCUCGCGGUGAUAAGUUGCACGAACUAGAGAAGGAAAACUUGCAAUUGAAAUCCAAACUUCAUGAUGUAGAACUGGACCGGGACACAGACAAGAAGCGAAUUGAAGAGUUGCUGGAAGAGAAUAUGGUACUGGAGAUAGCACAAAAACAGAGCAUGAAUGAGUCUGCACACCUGGGCUGGGAACUAGAACAGCUGUCAAAGAGCACAGACCUCGCAGACACUAGAAAGUCCUUUGUGUUUGAGCUAAACGAGUGUGCAUCGAGUCGCAUUCUGAAGCUAGAAAAGGACAAUCAGAGUCUUCAAAACACCAUCCAAGAGCUCAGAGAUCUCUCUCUGACCACAGAAGAGACCAGCCUAAAGUUUGUAGAACUGGAAAAGGAGAAUCAGCAACUUAGCAAGAAGAUUGAGAAGUUGCAAAAUCAGAUUGAAAAAGAGAAACAAAGCAACCAAGACUUGGAGACUUUCAGCGAGGAGCUGAUGAAAGAGAAAGAACAGUUACAGGGUGUUAUGGAGACUGUAAAAGCCGACAAAGACAGACAGAUAAAGGAUCUCAAACAAGAGAACGACCACCUCAACCAAGUGGUUUUGUCCUUGAGACAGAGGGCUCAAGUUAGUAGUGAGGCCCGAGUAAAAGACAUUGAAAAGGAGAACAAGAUGCUUCAUGAAACAGUUACAGAGACUAGUAGCAGGCUCAGCAAGCUGGAGUUUGAGAAAAAACAAUUGCACAAAGAUUUUGAACAGGUUAAAGAAAAGGUAGAAAGAGUGGAGGAAAUGGAAAAAGAGCUCCACCGGCUAGAGAGGGAGAACGAACAGCUUACAAAGAAGGCAGCAGCCAUGAAAAUUGUGACAGAGAAAGUUGAGGCUCUAGAGCAGGAAAAUGGGGAUCUGGAGGUAGAGAACAGGAAGUUGAGGAAGUCCCUGGACACGUUUCAGAAUGUUUCCAUCCGGCUAGAGGACCUGCAGAGGGACAAUAAGCAACUGGAUGAAGAGAACUUGGAGCUCAGGAGGAUGGUAGAGACUAUGAGAUUUACCAACACAAAAAUGGUUCAGAUAGAGGCAGAAAACAAAGAGCUGGGGAGGGAGAAAGAAGAGCUAAGGAAAAAUGUGGAGAUGUUAAAAACACUGGGCAAGAAGUCGGAAAGGCUGGAGCUGAGCUAUCAGAGUGUGAACUCUGAGAAUCAGAGGCUUCAGCAGAUUCUAGAAAGCAGCAGCAAAAAAAACCAAGAGCUAGAGAAAGAGCUACAGGAAAUGGAAAGUGAAAAUCAGGUCCUCCAGAGAAAACUUGAAGAGCUGAAGAUUUCCAGCAAACAGCAGGAGAGGUUAGAAAAGGAGAACAAAGUGCUGGAGCAGGAGGUGUCUCAACUGGAGAAAGAUAAAAAAAUGCUGGAAAAGGAAACAAAACGGCUUUGGCAGCAGGUGGAGUUGAAAGAUUCUAUUUUGGAUGAUAAUACAGUAAAGCUGGCAGCUUUGGAGAAGGAAAACAGAACACUUGAAAAAGAAAUUGCUCGAUUCAGAGACUCAUCUAAUAAGAUGAAAGAAUUUGAAAAAGACAAUAAAGAUCUUAUAAAGCAAGUUACCAUUGAUAAAAGAACACUAGCUACAUUGAGAGAGGAUUUGGUCCUUGAAAAAUUAAAGAGACAACAGUUGUCUAGUGAGAUGGACAAACUGAGCCAAGAGCUGGAGAAGAUUGGACUGAACAAAGAGCUGCUGCUACAGGAUGAUAAUGGCAAUGACAAAAAAUACAAGCUUCUGGAAAGCAAAAGUGAAUCCGCACUAAAGACAACACUAGCUAUUAAAGAAGAAAAGAUUGUAUCAUUACAGGCUCAAGUGGAAGAGUCUCUUAACUUGAAUCAGCAGUUGCAGAAUGAGCUAAAUACAAUAAAGAAGGAUUUUGAAGUUCUUAAACAAAACCAAGAAGAUGGGCCACGUGUGCAGAACUUGUUAAAAUCUCCUGCAGAAAAAUGUGUUUCUAGCCACCAGAAUAAAGAGAAGUGGGAAGUGGGACAUCAAGAAACAACAAUGGAACUGCUGAAAGUGAAAGACAGGGCUAUAGAGCUGGAAAGGAAUAAUGCAGCCCUUAAUGUUGAGAAGCAGCUGCUUAAAGAACAGCUGAAGCAUUUGGAAAUGCAGAACCUCUCUUUCAACAACCAAAUCCUGACACUACAGAAGCAAAAUGUCUUCCUUCAGGAGCACAACACAGCUCUGCAAACCCAAACAGCCAAGCUCCAGGUAGAAAAUUCAACUCUGAGCUCCCAGAGCACUUCACUGAUGGCCCAGAAUGCUUUACUUCAAAACCAGCAGACAGCUAAGGAAAAUGAGAAUGAAAAUCUACUGAAACAGAAAGACCAGCUCAAAGCUGAGUAUGAGUCUCUGCUGCAGGACCACGAAUACCUUGCUUCACUGCAUGAGAGACAGUCCACAGAAUAUGAAAUGCUAAUAAAGCAGCACAGCUGCCUGAAAACAUUGCACAAAAAUCUGGAAGUCGAGCACAAAGCUCUUGGGGAAAGGUACAACAGUUUAGAAAAACACAAGGCAGAAUUGGAAGAGUUGGAAAAUGUUCUAAGAACUGAGAGAGAGGUUCUGCAACAAGAAAGGAGAACAAAUGCAAUCGCCACUGGAGAAAAUCAAAAGCUGAGAGAAGAGCUGGACAGGAUAAAUUUCUUGCACAGCCAACUAAAGACAGAAUACGAGGGACUGCAUGCACACACUAAGGAGUUGAAAACCUCACUGAAUAAUUCUCAGCUGGAGCUGAAUCGCUGGCAGGCUCGCUAUGAUGAGCUGAAGGAGCAGCACCAGUCCAUGGAUAUCUCCCUGACCAAGCUUGAUAACCACUGUGAGCUGCUUACCCGUCUGAAAGGAAAUCUGGAAGAAGAGAACCAUCAUCUCCUGAGUCAGAUCCAGAUGCUCAGUCAGCAGAACCAAAUGCUACUGGAACAAAACAUGGAGAACAAGGAACAGUAUCAUGAAGAGCAGAAGCAAUACAUUGAUAAAUUAAAUACAUUAAGGAGACACAAAGAAAAACUGGAAGAAAAGAUAAUGGACCAGUACAAGUUUUAUGAUCCUGCUCCAAAAAAGAAAAACCACUGGAUUGGAGCCAGAGCCUUAGUCAAACUGAUCAAGCCAAAGAAAGAGGCCCCAAGGGAACGAUUGAAAUCAUCAGUGGAGAGUCCACAAUGGCAAUCUGAAUCCACAGAGACAGCAGCAUCUCCAUCUUUUCACAGUUCCCCUGCAUAUGUUGCAUAUAUUUUAGUUAUUUCUGGGUUUUUUUGUUCACUAUUUUUCUUCUUCUUCUUUUUGGAAUACCUGGGUGAUAACAAUUUAGCUGCUCAACGCAAAAAGAUUGCCUUUUUGAGAAGCAAAAGCAAGGACAAAGAAAAGUCUCCUAAGUCUCCAUCGAAUCAUCAGUCUUUCACUAAUCGUCUGCGUAUUGCACACUAUGGAUCAUUUCUUCAAUGCAGUAUACUUGUAGGGGACCUCAUGACAUACAGUACGCAUAUUAUACUGGCUGUGGUGCACGUCAUAACAUUAAUGGAUCUAAAACAAAACCAAGUUUCCCAACGUGGAAGCAUCAAUGAUUGUGUUGAAAAUUCACCAGAUUCUGCCACUAAGCAUCCCUGCAUGGAUCUGGGCUCCAGGACGUACUCUACCUCAGCCAUCCACUUGACCACUUUAAGUUCUACUCCCACUUCCAGGCACCAAAGCAAACCCAAAGGAUAUAAUUCAGAGGAUAAUCUUUGUGAGCAAUUCCCUGAGGUAGAGUUUUCAAGAAACAGACAACAUGUUUCCAAACCAAAUAGUUUAGAGAGCAGUCGAAAUGCAUCUAGCAAUAGCUCACCUCUCAACUUGAAAGGUUCUUCAGAACGUGUCUAUGGCAGGUCCGAGAGCCUCAGCAGUGAAGAUAUGGUGCUGAGUAGAGACACACCUGCCUUGCCCAGAGACACCCACAUCUCUCAUUCCACUUCUGCCAUCUUAAGCUCUAACAGCAAACAAGACUCCUCCCUUCACAGGAGCAGCUCAGUCUCUUAUGACAUACCUCAGAGGAGUUACUUAGCCCACUCCUAUGCUGGUAGGCAGCAAUCUGCUUCUCCUGGCAGUGAAAUGGUGACUCUGGAAGAGUUUCUGGAAGAGAGCAACGGGUUUUCCCCACUGAAUGACGCUUUUGGUAGCAGAGAUGAAUUGCUGAGUGAUUAUUUUAGAAAAGCAAAUGAGCCCCUUCCUAUUGGGAACCAAGUUGGUCAGUCAGGUAGAAAGGAAGCAGCCAAGAUGCCUACUAGCUAUGUGUCACCAACUAUAAAGAAGAACAUCACCAGCGAAGAGGGGAGAGUGGCUAAACCUGGACAUUAUGUCAAACCAAACCUUAGACCAGUUGAACCUGAGCCACUUUCAAACUCCACAGGAUCUCUUAAACUUCCUCCUACAGCACCACAUCAGCCACUCAGUGGGGUGAAGCAGAUGGCACAACCGCAGCACACCAGCACGAUGAGCCAGAGGAAUGCUUCACUGAGCAGAGCAUUUAGUCUGGCCUCUGCAGACCUCCUGAAAGCCACAGGCCCAGAGAUGUACAGACAGGAGAGCUCUCAAAAGCUAGGUGCAGAUGUGUGUGUGGGCAAAGACUUGGGCAGUCAGACCGUACGGCUUUCUGUGCCCCCAGGCUCUCACCCUACCAUACGAGACAGGCCACAGUCUGCAAAAGCAGCAGGCGCCUUGCAAGGUGUUGAUUCCCGUUGUCGGCAGCUUGAUGUGCGACGUCUUUCUCUGGCAGCUCCAAAGGAAGAGAGGCCUCUCUCUUUCCAUCAGUUCUCUGCUUCUGCUGCUGCUUCUGCCAACAGUGUGCAGGAGCGAGUGAGUGCAGUGCCGGUGCAACACUAUUCACCCACACAAUAUACACCGGCAAAAGUCAAAUCCAAGCCAGCCUCACGUUCCGGGGAAGUGGCCACCGUGAUUCCUGUCAGAGCUGCCUCUAGUAACACUGAGAGUGAAGGUACCCAAGGGCCAAGCCUGAAUGAUGCCCUCAACACCAAAUGUCAGAGUAGGUCGCUAGAAGGCCAUGCUGGUGCAGGGGCUAUAGAAGAAUCCAAUAGAGGGGGCAGCUCCAAGAGCACUCCUGGAUCUCCAGAUCCCCAUGGGGACCAGCAGACUGUCUGGUAUGAGUAUGGAUGUGUGUAAUCCAUUGAUUCUCUUGGCAACAUGUUUUGAGUAGUGACAUUUGGGUGGAAUUUGCUUGUGGUAUUUGUCAAAACACUGUGGCAGGUCUUAAAAGGCAUUACCUGCACCUCAUUAUCUAGUUCGUUUAUAUGCCUUCCAGCCAUCGUUUUUUAACGGAAUAAAAGACAUUUACAUGAUUAAAACAAAGAACUGAACAGCCAAACCAGGGCCUUUCCUUCACACUAUAGUGCCUGAAACGGAGUGGAUCCCCUGUCGACUCCCCAAAAAGACAUCGGGCCUAAUUUUCAGAAGUGCUGAGCACCCACAAAUCCAGGUGAAAACAACCGUAUCUGUGAGGGCUCUCCACUCUGACAAUUGGUCACCGCCUCUCCCUAUUGCCCUGUCCCAUGCUCCCCCAGAUUCUGCAUUAAAGAAAACAUUCAUGGGUCAAAUUUAACUGGCUUAAGCUAGCAUAAAAAAAAUCAUAUAAAAACCACACUCCUCUCUGGGGAAGAGACAAACACUUGCAGUGACCUAAGAAAAGCUGAAGGUCAAAAGUGCGCUGCUUUGCAGUGAGUCUAAGUAAAAGCAAUUAUGUUUGUAACAGCUGCGUUUUAUAAAUAGGAGGAGUAGAAUUCAAGGGUCUCAUCUUAACCUUUCACAUUGGGAACUGUUUGAUUACAGAGGUCAGUGUACUUGCCUCACUGCCUCCACUACACGCACAGUUCAGCGGAUCCUGGAUUCUGAAAACCAAGUGGUGCUGCCUUUUGAAACUUGUUUUAUCUUUUAUACAAACACUGGAACUGAUAAAGCCUGUUCAGGGAUAUGCCUGAUUCCAAUGGCAUUGCAAAGAUGGCAUCCCAUGCACAAAGGUGACUUGUACAGAUGUAUAUGAAAAGUUAAAUCAUUGUAAAGGAGUGUUGUUUGUAAACUAUAUUAAUAAAUGUGCUAUCACUUUUUGCAUCCCUUUAAUUACCCAUGUCUGAAGUAAUAUAUAGGAAUCUCUCCCUUAGAUUAAGUCUUUGUUUCUGUCUUAAAGAACUUGUUUAGUGUAGAAACCAAAAUAUUGUUAUAUACACGUGAAAUAAAUCUAAUUUUAAAAAUCUAUUUAUGUUCAUAUAAAAUUUCUUUUAUAUGUCUGUCAGGAGUUUCAUUAGCUGCUUAUGUAUAUAUGAUGAAAUGUGUAUCUUUAAUUCUAUUUCAUGUUUGUAAAGGUGUUUUCUUUUUGAAAGACUAAAUCCCUGAAAAACGUUAAGAUUUUUCGAACACUGGUUCUGAUUUAAUAUUGUAAAAUAUACAUGUAAACAAUUUUAAACUGAUAUCAGUUUGCCUAGCAAUGUUUCUGUUAUAUAGUAUGUAGCAAUCACAUUCUGAAAAUUACAGGAUUGUUUAUA